Molecule: messenger RNA, 597 nt
Organism: Eruca vesicaria subsp. sativa (arugula)
Lineage: Eukaryota; Viridiplantae; Streptophyta; Magnoliopsida; Brassicales; Brassicaceae
Source: the annotation of a GenBank genome assembly
AUGUUUGCGACUACGAGAUUGAUUUGCCGGCGAAUCCAUGGCACAAGUGAUGUCACUAUUCCAAAGCUUUCAGGAUUCUCUAUUGUAUCUCCCAAAUACGUUGAGGUAGAAUAUGCAAAUGGCACCAAGUUCAAAUUCUCUUCAGAGUUUCUGAGAGUUCAUAGUCCAGCUGCUGAUGGAAAAGUCAGAUCAAUCGGUGGUGACAAGGUGAUAUCUGGAAGGCGAUAUGUAGGAAUCAUGUCUGCAGAACCGGUGGGGAACUAUGGGGUAAGGUUAGUGUUUGAUGACUUGCAUAGAACAGGGAUAUAUCCAUGGGACUAUUUCUACGAGCUUGGGAGGAGUAAGUUUGGUCUCAUGAGAAGCUAUAUUAAGACUCUCCAAAAGCAUCAUCUCAGCCGUGAACCUCCUCCUCCGAGAAGGAAAUGAUUCUGAUGUCAAUGUGUUUUAAAGCUUUGUUCAAAGUGUUUUUGAUAGAUUCUUUCUUGUGGAGGAACAUGUAAUCUAGUUGUCUUGUUUCUGGAUUACGGAACAUAAAUAGUUCUAAAACGCUACCCUUUUACUCUCGAGUUAAAAUCAUAUGGGUCUUAACCAUUCAGC